This is a messenger RNA of Erpetoichthys calabaricus (reedfish), 1430 nucleotides long. It is a transcript of the gene il12a, whose product is annotated as interleukin 12a. The transcript has 6 exons. Gene Ontology annotation, molecular function: interleukin-12 receptor binding; growth factor activity. Bases 385 to 981 code for a protein of 198 amino acids. Lineage: Eukaryota; Metazoa; Chordata; Cladistia; Polypteriformes; Polypteridae. The record is from RefSeq and is a predicted model, not a curated record. Gene Ontology annotation, biological process: immune response. Gene Ontology annotation, cellular component: extracellular region.
CUGCCUUGCUGCAAAUGGGUUUUGGGGAUUUCACGUACUUGACUUCGAGCCUGUGUCAGGUUUAGACAGUCUCGAAAAAAAGCUCUGUAUGAUUAAAAAUCCAUUAUGUAAGAUAUAUUUAGGUUACGAUUGUGGGGGGAGGGUAUGUGUUACAGGCGGAAAUGUAUUAAUACGCAACCGACGCGUCGUAAUGAAACAACCUCAUUCAUAGUAGUCAUAUUUGCUUUCUAGUAAACAUUGGGAAAAUACAAAUGGGUUUAAAAACUUUUUCUCUUAGCGACCCGCAGGGAAAACCCCUAGUAUACAGUUACUGCUAUAAAAGUUGUAUCGGUGCCUUAUGUUCAUUAGACCAGCCGAAACGGUUACCGAGACAGACAAACGACAAUGACACCAACUUGCAUUCGACUUUGUGUUGCUGCUUGCAUGCUGCUGGCCACGAUAUUCUCUUCACUACCCAACAGCUAUGCCAAACCUGUGUCAGCCACUAAUUAUACGAAGUGCUUGGAUAUCACCAGACAGAUACUUGACAAUAUGAACAACGUGAACGGACACAACUUUUGGAUGAAACUUAAUGUUGGUUUUAACUGCACCUCAGAUGAGCUGAAAGACAUCACAAACGGCUUAACGGUGUCCUACUGUGAACCAGACGUAGCAGGGGAGAUUUUCGGAUGUGAAAGAAAACGGAAAGCCCCUUUCAGUAAGGAGGACUGCCUUAAGAGCAUAACAAGUGACAUACUGAUUUACAAAGAAGAAAUAAAGAACAAUGUGGAAUUCAUUCCAAAUGACUUUAAAUUGACAGACAAACUGGAUGAACUUGUAAAGGCUUUGGGAAUCUCUACUGUGGCAAAAAUUCCCCAAAAAGAGGAAACGGAUGAAAAUUCCUUCAGCAAAAGGUGGAACUUUUGUAAGGUCCUGCAGUCUUUCAAACUUCGAAUCAUAACUGUUAGUCGAACACUGAACUACAUCAAAGCUACAUCAUAAAUCUGGAGUUUGUACUCUUAGCCUUUGGUUGGAGGAUCAUAUUCCACAAGAGUUCAUGUUUGGAUACUCAACUGUCUAAAAUAAGCUAAUAUUCACAAGUUAAAACAAAACAAUAAUGAUGCUAUAUUUAUUUUUUAUUGGAUAAAUUAUUUUAUUUAUUCAGCAUAUGCUGAGAUUGUUAUUUAAUAUUUAUUUUUUAUUUCUUUGAUUUGUUUUGAAAGUUUGAUGUCAUGUAAAGUACUCUAAAAGACAGAUUGCUAGGCAACUUAUGUUCUUAAUGCAAUUAUGUUCAUUUAAAGAAAUGCACUGUCUGAAAUAUUGUUUGCAAGAUUAGUUUGUAAUCCACAUUUAUUAAAUUACUGUUGUUCAAAAAGCAGAGUGAAUUAUGAACUAAACUGACAAAUGACCACUGACAAAUCAUGUAUUUAUUUAUAAAUUUUAUUGCUAAU